Molecule: messenger RNA, 1447 nt
Organism: Sardina pilchardus (European sardine)
Lineage: Eukaryota; Metazoa; Chordata; Actinopteri; Clupeiformes; Clupeidae
Product: 7-methylguanosine phosphate-specific 5'-nucleotidase-like
Exons: 10
Coding region: 134-1072 (312 amino acids)
Cellular component (GO): cytoplasm
Molecular function (GO): 5'-nucleotidase activity; magnesium ion binding
Source: RefSeq, a predicted model, not a curated record
UUUGGUUGUGCAGCCCAGAGAUAUGGCGGUGGUGCUGCUGGCCAGACUAGCAAGUUUACUUAUGUAUGACAUUUUCACGACUGAACUUCAAUGUGCGUGUACAUUGUAACGAGUCUGCCCUGUGGGCUUAACGAUGGUGUUCCAGUUCCCCUGGACCAGAUUCCGGAAGGUUCUGUCUGUCUGGAACCAACUCAGCAAACCUGAGAUUCUGGAGCUGAGCCGGCCAGGUGUUAACAUCAAAAACAGAGACCAUGUGGAUCAGCUGAUACAAGCUUUACAGAGUGCAGGCACACACACACUCCAGGUGGUGUCUGAUUUUGAUAUGACCCUCAGCAAGUUUGCCCAUGAUGGACAGCGCUGUGCUACGACACACAGUUUGCUGCAUAACAGCGGCUUGCUAAGCGAAGACUGCAAAAGCAAGAUGUGUGUGCUGCAGGACAGGUUCUAUCCUGUGGAGAUCGAUGUGCUGAUGCCUCUGGAGGACAAAGUCCCACUCAUGGUGGAAUGGUGGUCUGCCGCUCAUGAGCUGUUGGUUGAGCAGGGAAUCCAGAGGAAGCUGCUGGCAGCAGCAGUCAGCCAAUCAGGACCCAAGCUCAGAGGCGGGUAUGGUGAGUUCUUUGGUCGUCUGAAGAGGAUGGAGGUUCCUGUGCUGGUGUUCUCGGCAGGUGUGGGGGACAUCCUGGAGGAGAUCCUCAGACACAAGCACGUGCUUAGUCCCAACCUCUCCAUACGGGCCAACUUCAUGCACUUUAAUGAGGAGGGAUUGCUGCAGGGCUUUAAGGAGCCCCUAAUACACACCUUCAACAAGGGGGAGGGGCAUAUCGCAAGCCCCGCCCAUACGGCACACGACCGCCCCAACGUGCUGUUGCUAGGAGACUCUCUAGGUGAUGUCAGCAUGGCAGAUAACCUCACCAACGUCACCAACGUCCUCCGCAUUGGCUUCCUCAAUGACAAGGUGGAGGAGAGGAGAGAGGUGUACUCGUCCUCGUACGACGUCGUCCUGGAGAGGGACGAGACACUGGACAUCCCCAACGCCAUCCUGCGCUACAUCUCCAUGGAAACAGACUCAUAACCUGACCUUUCACCUCACAGCAGAAAGAGGAGGAGCCAAAACACCAUGGCAACUCUAUGACUCCUCCCCCAUGGACUGUUGCUGCUAUUGGUCCUUAUAGGCCACACCCUCCUAUAGUGUUAUUGGUUCUUAUAGGCCACACCCUCAUGCAGUGUUAUUGGUCCUUAUAGGCCACACCCUCCUGCAUUGUUAUGUUCCUUAGUGUUGCUGUGGAUCAGUCUGGAAGAAUUGGGUUAUUGGGUAAGAGUUGGUGGGUAGAGGAAGAGUUGGUUAGGGUUGGGUUAUUGGGUAAGAGUUGAGUUAGCGUUGGGUUGGGGUAGGAUAAAGUUAGCUUAGUGUUGGGUAGGGUUGAGUUAUUUGGUAGGGUAGGUUAGG